Molecule: messenger RNA, 273 nt
Organism: Macrosiphum euphorbiae (potato aphid)
Lineage: Eukaryota; Metazoa; Arthropoda; Insecta; Hemiptera; Aphididae
Source: the annotation of a GenBank genome assembly
AUGGAGGCUCUCCACCGAUGGGAAACACCACGGUACCUGGCAAACAUGUUCGAUUCCUACUUCUCGGAGAGGUUCGGGUCGAUUGAAUCACCGUCCUCGUCAGGUGGGAAAUUCGAAGUCCGCAUCACAGCAGGGGUCAGUCGUGGGUCCACUGUUAUGGAAUAUUACUUACAACACGGUGCUGAAAGAGGAACUCCCUCAAGGCUGUUUGCUGCUUGGCUUCGCCGACGAUACGCUGGUGGUGGUAGCAGCAGAGACUGUCGCGGGUGUUGA